This is a messenger RNA of Hyposmocoma kahamanoa, 1648 nucleotides long. RefSeq lists its product as uncharacterized. The transcript is spliced from 4 exons. Gene Ontology annotation, biological process: signal transduction. Lineage: Eukaryota; Metazoa; Arthropoda; Insecta; Lepidoptera; Cosmopterigidae. Gene Ontology annotation, molecular function: protein binding. The coding region runs from base 76 to 1209 and encodes 377 amino acids. The record is from RefSeq and is a predicted model, not a curated record.
GAUUUCCUGGUAAGGUCUGUUUCGCCUUGCAUUAAAUUAAUUGUAAGUCACAACAUCUGCAGAAUCAGCUGCACAAUGGAGGUCUUGAAAGACUUCGAUAAUGCAGACACCGUCAGUAUUAACACGCUAGCUCUGGAAGAAAUGCUGUUGGAGGAAAGAGAGAAAGAAAUGAAGAAUCUACAUGCAAUGAACAAGAAAGUGUGUUAUCUGCAUACAAGUUUGUUGUACUAUCGGAACCCGAGUUCAAAGAAAGGCGCUGUGUGUUAUGACGCAUGGCGAAUGUUGGUGAAGAGAGUCGGAGGCACCCCAAAUACAUGGAGAGACUUAGGAUGCCUGUUGGGGCUUUCGCCGCCUGAUUUAGAUUACAUCAUGCACACUGUGAGAGAAGAUCCUGUAGACACAGUUUUAAAAGUGUUCAUGCAAGAUGAUAAAGCCACAUUAGAUAAAAUAGUAGAUUCACUAAUAAAACUUCAGAGGUAUGAUAUCUUGACAGCUCUAGAAGAACCAUUUGACAAUUUAUCCCAAGCUUUUAACAUAAACGACAGCGGAUAUCACAGUGUCACAGAUGGAAAGAAGGAAGUAAUAAGCUAUACAAAAAAUAUAGCCAAUACAUUGCCACCAGCCUUGUGUGAAAAAUUUAUACUAAGAGAAAAAGAUCCCAAUAAACCAAAUCAGUUGAUGAGACCACCAGCAAAAACAGAUGAAAAAGAAGUGGAACAUGAUGGUCCAACACUAUUUUUAACUUUUGUUGAAGAUGGUUUACUUACUGCAGAUAAUAUAAAGACAUACAUAGAGACCUGGACAGAUUUCCCUGGUGUUAAAGUAAUAACAUUAACAGAUAAAAGAGAAGAGGUAUAUCAGAAUCCUGAAAAAUUUAUUAGGGAAUAUUUUGAAAAGGCUGAUUUUGUGGUGCCAAUAAUAACAUCAGGUUAUCUACAAGAAAUAAAAUCACACAGCUCCAGUGUGCCUAACACAAGUGACAAUUUAGAUAGUAAAUAUGUAAACUUUAUAUACAAUUUGAUUAUCAAUCACUACAUUCAUGCAAGCGGUUGUAUGAACAAGAAAGUACGGAGUGUUCUGCCUAAAAAUGUCAAUGUUGAUGUAUUGAGAAGUGUAACUUUGUACCCUGAUUUAAUGCCUUGGACUUUUGAAACAAAUUUUGAUCAACAGUUCAAAGCAUUUUUAAAACAGAAAAUUGAAGAGCUAUGAUAAUAAGUUCAAUAGAUAAUGUUUAAGAAACCAACAAUGGUGUCUGAUAAACAAAUAGCUCAUUCAUAUUUUUCUUCCUGGAUUUGAUGAAAUUCUUGUAGAGGAUAUUCUGCAACAUUACUACAGAUACUACAUGUGUAGGUUAAAUAGUAGUUUUUUAACUUUUGACUUAAAUUGAUUACAAUAUGUAUGGUCAGGGGUUUUUUAAAUUGAAUUCCUAAUAUUUAUUCAUUUUGGCAAUUUACAUUUUUCUAUAGCGUGUGUCACCAAUGACUUAAAUAGGUUUUCGUAGGCAUCACAAUGGUGACUGAAACUCUAAUGGGACAUACUGGCUUAAAUAAGCAUGUCGUACUUCAAAGUCGGAGAGAUAUUAUAAGAUAGACUAGAAAAGAUAGAUAGACAGAGUGAUAAAAGAUAGGCUAGAUUAUGCUACCAAAUG